AUUUCAGCAGAUGAGGGUCGAGAAAGAGAGAGAGAUUUUAGUAGGGGUUAUCUAUCAAAAGCGUGGGUCUUCUAAUUCGAAGUUCAAAUGGCUGUUGUUGAUUUUAUCUCAACUCCUCUCUCUCUUGCUCAUCCUCGCCUUUCUUCCAUUCGAACUUCUCCCUCCAAAACCCUAAAAACCGUAACAUUCCUCCAAAACCAUCCCCUCCUCUCCAUAUCCAAUCUAGGCGUUCCCAAAUUUCCCUCGUCUGUCUUUAAAUUCCCCACUACCAGCAGCCGCUUCUCCUUCAGACCCUCUAUCAAAAUCGCAGAAUCCGAUUCCACGAAUGUGGAUGGAGAAGAGGAUGAUGAGAUUAGUGAGAACAACAAACAGGAAGGGGAUGUAGAUCUGAAUCACCCACCCACACUGAAGACCCUCAUUCAAGUUUACAAGGAGGCCUUUCUUGAUGGGGAUGAGAAAACUGUUUCUGACAUAGAGGCAAUAAUAGGUGUUGUUGAAAAUGAGAAGAACGAUUUGGCCCAAAAAGUUUCAGAGUUAUUAGCAGAUAUAGCAUCUGGGAAGGAUAAAUUUCUUCGCUUAAAAGCGGAUUUUGACAAUUUCAGAAAGAGGUUCGAGAGAGACCGAUUCACAUUGACAUCUGAUGUUCAAGGGGAAGUGAUUGAGAGCCUCUUGCCAUUAGUGGACAAUUUUGAGAGAGCAAAGCAACAGAUUAAGACAGAAACGGAAAAGGAAAAGAAAAUUGACACAAGCUAUCAGGGUAUAUACAAGCAGUUUGUAGAGAUCAUGAGAAGCUUGCGAGUUGCUGUCAUAGGGACUGUUGGCAAGCCAUUUGAUCCCUCGCUUCAUGAGGCCAUUGCACGUGAUGAGUCCCAAGAAUACAAGGAAGGCAUCAUAAUUCAAGAAUUCCGGCGUGGAUUUGUUCUUGGAGAUCGACUUCUUAGACCUGCCACUGUCAAAGUCUCUGCUGGCCCAGGCCCGAAGAAAGCCCCACCCUCCACUGAAAAAUCCAACGAACAGCCUACGACAUCAACUGGGUCAGAUACUAGUUCAGCGACCAACCGGUAACAGCUGUCUUUGUAGCAGUGUUGUAUUAAUUUUUUAUACAAAUGAUUUCUGUUCAGCCCUUCAGAUUUUGAUGGGCUGUUAAAUUUUCAAUUGGUUCUUUCUGCCCAAACAACAUUUUCCUGGGUUCUUCAUUCCUGUUCCGACUGUCAAGCGGCAUUGAACCCAUUUAGCAAAGAAUAUGACUUUGAGAUCUGCAUCUUAUAGAGGUAAAUUAAAUUAUCCAUGUAUCAUGCACCCAUAUCGGAUAAUUAAUAGUUCUUUGGAAUAAAGAAACUCAUAAGAAAUGAAACCCGUAAGGGCCCACUGAAAGUUAUGUUGAA
Magnolia sinica is the source of this 1385-nucleotide messenger RNA. RefSeq lists its product as uncharacterized. NCBI's taxonomy places the organism in Eukaryota, Viridiplantae, Streptophyta, Magnoliopsida, Magnoliales, Magnoliaceae. The record is from RefSeq and is a predicted model, not a curated record. Bases 88 to 1065 code for a protein of 325 amino acids. Gene Ontology annotation, cellular component: chloroplast. Gene Ontology annotation, biological process: protein folding. Gene Ontology annotation, molecular function: protein-folding chaperone binding; protein homodimerization activity; adenyl-nucleotide exchange factor activity. The transcript is spliced from 3 exons.